CCACUCCCAUAUAUAAAUCAUCUUUUUCGUCGGCACAUCACCGUAUACCUCUCAUCGCUGUCCAUUCUCAAGAUACCCAAAAAAACUCAAAAGAUGGAGCAAACCUUUAUCAUGAUCAAGCCUGAUGGCGUUCAAAGAGGCCUUGUUGGUGAAAUCAUUGGCAGAUUUGAGAAGAAAGGUUUCUCCUUGAAAGGUUUGAAAUUCUUGACUGUUGACCAAGCUUUUGCUGAGAAGCAUUAUGCUGAUUUGUCCUCAAAGCCUUUCUUCAACGGGCUCGUUGAGUACAUCAUCUCCGGCCCUGUUGUCGCCAUGGUUUGGGAGGGCAAGAAUGUCGUUACCACUGGCCGCAAGAUCAUUGGCGCCACAAACCCUGCCGAAUCUGCCCCUGGCACCAUCCGUGGUGACUUUGCCAUCGACAUUGGCAGGAAUGUGAUUCAUGGUAGUGAUGCUGUUGAAAGUGCAAGGAAGGAGAUUGGACUAUGGUUUCCCGAGGGAACAGCUAAUUGGUCAAGCAGCCUUAACCCAUGGAUCUAUGAAUAAGCUUUGAGUUUUAAUUUUCAUGUUACAAACACGCCCUUCACUUGUGGACUAUGAGAGGGUGUAAUCUAUGGUAUUGUUUAUGGAUUUUGAUAUGGUGUGAGCAACUUUUUGGAAUGUGAAAUCAGUUUUAUAA
Molecule: messenger RNA, 673 nt
Organism: Lactuca sativa (garden lettuce)
Lineage: Eukaryota; Viridiplantae; Streptophyta; Magnoliopsida; Asterales; Asteraceae
Gene: NDPK1
Product: nucleoside diphosphate kinase
Biological process (GO): CTP biosynthetic process; UTP biosynthetic process; GTP biosynthetic process
Molecular function (GO): nucleoside diphosphate kinase activity
Source: RefSeq, a predicted model, not a curated record